UUCAGGAUGCCGCCUCCUUCUCGUCGUGGAGCGGGAGCCCGCGGCCGCCCUAGUGAGAGGCUGGAGGCCGGAGCGCGCAGCGCCGGCUGAGACUCGCGCGAGGAGCCGCCCGGGCCCCGGGAAGCCCCGGGAAACUUUCUGAUCGCGAGCAGAGGACGCCCGGCACUGCGCUGCUCGGGCGAUGCGCGACUCGGCGCGGCGGCGGCGGCGGCGGCGCGGACCCAGAACCGGGGACCAGAGGCGCUCCGGAUCCUAGUGUGGCCCUACCCCGGCCGCUGACCAUGAAUGGGAUGGCCAACGUGAAUUCCGCCAGCCGCCCGCACUAUGCCUCCUCCAUCCCGGUGCCUCGAGCUUCCUCACAGACCAGGAUUCACACUCCGGGCGCUUCUCCUCAGCUUCGGCCUCGUCAGGCUGACUUGGCCCUGAGCCCCCAGCGAGCUGCCUCCCCAAGUCGGCGCAAGGCUGCAGUCUCGUCUAGAAACUCUUCCCCGAAGGCCUACAGAGGAAGAGGUACUCCAAGGGCUGCAGGGCCAGCAGAGAGUGGAGAAAGCCUUCCCAGCUCCCCCUGGAGCAGCCCCAGGAUAACCCCCAAAACAGCCUUCUCCAGUCAGGCGGGACCCAGAAGAGCUGGGGAGACACAAGGCACCCAGCGCAAGAAGACCCAGGACGGAAUCUCAGUUCGCCAGACCAGGGGAAGGAGCCCACCCCCGACAAGCUGUCAUGGAGAAACUCAAAUUCCAGGGCCUCCUGAAGGUCGGAUGCUUCCUAGCUCCCAGGGAAAAGAUCAAAGAGACAAAAACUACAAACCCCCUAGGUCUCUGGAGCUUGAUGAAGGGGCGGCUCCAGGGACUCCCUCUCCAGUCUGCAGCCCCGUGCAGAGUCUGAAGCCCUCUCAUACUCCGGGGACCAUUAGCUUUUCCUCCGCCCAUCAGCAGAGCCAGCCAAUCACAGCCACGGUGGCCCCCUUUCAGUACAGGCUGCAGACAGACCAGGAGCCUGGCCCCAUUCCUCAGGAAAGCUGGACCCUUGAUGGAUACACCAGCCCCGCUAGCAGGACUGAGGAAAGCUUCUCCUGCAUGGACGCGCGGAUCGUCCAUGCGCUCCUGGCAGGCAGAAUGCUGGGCAGCAGCGUCAAGAGCGUGCAGCCCGAGGUGGAGCUGAGCGGCGGCAGCGGCAGCGGCGGCGACGAGGGCGCGGACGAGCCUCGGGGAGCCAGCAGAAAGGCGGCCGCGGCGGACGGCAGAGGCAUGCUGCCCAAGCGCGCCAAGGCGGCGGUCGGCGGUGGCAGUAUGGCCAAGGCCAGCGCAGCGGAGCUGAAGGUCUUCAAGUCCGGCAGCGUGGACAGCCGUGUCCCCGGUGGGCCGCCGGCCUCCAACCUGCGCAAACAGAAGUCACUCACCAACCUCUCGUUUCUCACGGACUCCGAGAAAAAGCUGCAGCUGUAUGAGCCUGAGUGGAGCGAUGAUAUGGCCAAGGCACCCAAAGGUUUGGGCAAAUUGGGGCCCAAGGGCCGCGAGGCUCCUCUAAUGUCCAAGACACUGUCCAAAUCAGAGCACUCGCUCUUUCAGCCCAAAGGAGCCCCCGCGAGCGGCGGCGCCAAGACCCCACUGGCUCCGCUAGCGCCCAGCCUAGGCAAACCCAGUCGGAUUCCUCGCGGACCCUAUGCGGAGGUCAAGCCUCUCAGUAAGGCGCCUGAGGCAGCGGUGAGCGACGAUGGCAAAUCGGAUGACGAGCUGCUUUCCAGCAAGGCUAAGGCGCAGAAGGGCUCAGGGACUGUGCCCUCAGCCAAGGGCCAGGAGGAGCGGGCCUUCCUCAAGGUGGACCCCGAGCUCGUGGUAACCGUGCUGGGCGACCUGGAGCAGCUGCUCUUCAGCCAGAUGCUGGAUCCAGAGUCACAGAGAAAGAGGACAGUCCAGAAUGUGUUGGACCUUCGACAGAACCUGGAAGAGACCAUGUCCAGCCUUCGAGGCUCCCAGGUGACUCACAGCUCCCUGGAGAUGACUUGUUACGACAGCGAUGACGCCAACCCGCGAAGUGUAUCCAGCCUCUCCAACCGUUCCUCGCCCCUCUCUUGGCGCUACGGCCAGUCCAGUCCCCGGCUGCAGGCUGGCGAUGCACCCUCUGUUGGGGGGAGCUGCCGCUCCGAGGGGCCACCAGCCUGGUACAUGCACGGGGAACGGGCACACUACUCCCACACAAUGCCUAUGCGGAGCCCUAGCAAGCUCAGCCACAUCUCCCGCCUGGAGUUGGUGGAGUCCCUGGACUCUGAUGAGGUGGACCUCAAGUCCGGCUACAUGAGUGACAGCGACCUCAUGGGCAAGACCAUGACAGAGGAUGAUGACAUCACGACAGGCUGGGACGAGAGCAGCUCCAUCAGCAGUGGCCUCAGUGAUGCCUCGGACAACCUCAGCUCGGAAGAGUUCAACGCCAGCUCCUCACUCAACUCCCUCCCCACGACUCCCACGGCUUCCCGCAGGAGCUCUACAAUCGUGCUACGCACAGACUCAGAGAAGCGCUCUCUGGCAGAAAGCGGGCUGAACUGGUUUAGCGAAUCAGAGGAGAAGGCCCCCAAAAAACUGGAGUACGACAGCGGCAGCCUGAAGAUGGAGCCGGGGACUUCGAAGUGGCGGAGAGAGCGACCCGAAAGCUGUGAGGACGCAUCCAAGGGUGGAGAACUGAAAAAGCCCAUCAGCCUGGGACAUCCAGGGUCCCUGAAGAAGGGCAAGACCCCACCAGUGGCUGUCACCUCUCCGAUCACUCAUACAGCCCAGAGUGCCCUCAAAGUGGCAGGCAAGCCUGAAGGCAAAGCCACAGACAAAGGCAAGCUCACAGUGAAGAACACUGGGUUGCAGCGCUCCUCUUCCGACGCUGGCCGGGACCGCCUGAGUGAUGCUAAGAAGCCCCCGUCCGGCAUCGCGCGCCCCUCGACGUCAGGAUCCUUUGGCUAUAAGAAGCCUCCCCCUGCCACCGGCACAGCUACGGUCAUGCAGACAGGUGGCUCGGCCACUCUCAGCAAGAUCCAGAAAUCCUCAGGCAUCCCCGUCAAGCCAGUAAACGGGCGCAAGACGAGUUUAGAUGUGUCCAACAGUGCAGAGCCCGGGUUCCUGGCUCCAGGAGCACGGUCCAACAUCCAGUAUCGCAGCCUGCCCAGGCCGGCCAAAUCCAGUUCGAUGAGUGUGACUGGUGGGCGGGGCGGACCUCGCCCCGUUAGCAGCAGCAUUGACCCCAGCCUCCUCAGCACCAAGCAGGGAGGCCUUACACCUUCCAGACUGAAGGAACCUUCCAAGGUCGCCAGUGGCAGGACCACGCCAGCUCCCGUCAAUCAGACAGAUCGGGAAAAGGAGAAGGCCAAAGCCAAGGCUGUGGCCUUGGACUCAGACAACAUCUCCUUGAAGAGCAUUGGCUCCCCAGAAAGCACUCCUAAGAACCAAGCAAGCCACCCUCCAGCCACCAAGUUGGCAGAGUUGCCACCCACCCCUCUCAGGGCCACAGCUAAAAGCUUUGUCAAGCCACCCUCGCUAGCCAAUCUAGACAAGGUCAACUCCAACAGUCUGGAUCUACCAUCUUCCAGCGACACCCACGCUUCCAAGGUCCCCGAUCUGCAUGCUCCAAGCUCGUCCACUGGGGGCGCUCUGCCCUCUUGCUUCACCCCCAGUCCGGCACCCAUCCUCAAUAUUAACUCAGCCAGCUUCUCCCAGGGCCUGGAGCUCAUGAGUGGCUUCAGCGUCCUGAAGGAGACCCGCAUGUACCCCAAACUCUCAGGCCUGCACAGGAGCAUGGAGUCCCUCCAGAUGCCGAUGAGCCUGCCCAGUGCCUUCCCCAGCAGUUCCCCCGUCCCCACCCCACCUGCCGCUCCUGCUGCCCAACCAGAGGAAGAGACCGAAGAGCUGCCCUGGAGUGGAAGCCCCAGAGCUGGACAGUUGGACGGCAAUCAGCGGGAUCGGAACACCCUCCCCAAGAAAGGACUCAGGUACCAGCUUCAGUCCCAGGAGGAGACCAAGGAGAGGCGGCACUCCCACACUAUCGGUGGACUCCCCGAAUCCGACGACCAGGCAGAGCUGCCGUCUCCUCCCGCGCUCUCCAUGUCCUUGAGUGCAAAGGGCCAGCUUACCAACAUAGUGAGUCCCACUGCGGCCACCACGCCAAGAAUCACCCGCUCCAACAGCAUCCCCACCCACGAGGCGGCCUUCGAGCUGUACAGCGGGUCCCAAAUGGGGAGCACCCUGUCCCUGGCCGAGAGACCCAAGGGAAUGAUUCGGUCAGGAUCCUUCCGAGACCCCACGGAUGAUGUUCAUGGCUCGGUGCUGUCUCUGGCCUCCAGUGCCUCUUCCACCUACUCCUCAGCUGAGGAGAGGAUGCAAUCUGAGCAAAUUCGGAAGCUUCGGAGGGAGCUGGAAUCCUCCCAGGAAAAAGUGGCCACCCUGACAUCGCAGCUUUCUGCCAAUGCUAACCUGGUGGCUGCUUUCGAGCAGAGCCUGGUGAAUAUGACGUCCCGCUUGCGACACCUGGCCGAGACAGCCGAGGAGAAGGACACCGAGCUGCUGGAUUUGCGAGAAACUAUAGACUUCCUGAAGAAAAAGAAUUCUGAGGCCCAGGCCGUCAUCCAGGGAGCACUGAAUGCCUCAGAAGCCACACCCAAAGAACUCCGGAUCAAGAGACAGAAUUCUUCAGAUAGCAUCUCCAGCCUCAACAGCAUCACCAGCCAUUCCAGCAUCGGCAGCAGCAGUAAGGACGCUGACGCCAAGAAGAAGAAGAAGAAGAGCUGGGUUUAUGAGCUUCGGAGUUCCUUCAACAAAGCCUUCAGCAUUAAAAAGGGUCCCAAGUCGGCCUCCUCGUACUCUGAUAUUGAGGAGAUUGCCACCCCCGACUCCUCAGCCCCGUCCUCCCCCAAACUACAGCAUGGCUCCACGGAGACGGCAUCCCCCUCCAUCAAGUCCUCCAACUCGUCCUCUGUGGGCACUGAGGUCACCGAGGCUCCUGCUCAUUCAGUCCCCCACACUAGACUGUUCCAAGCCAAUGAGGAGGAGGAGCCAGAGAAGAAGGAGGUCUCGGAGCUCCGCUCUGAACUAUGGGAGAAAGAAAUGAAGCUCACAGACAUCCGGUUGGAGGCCCUAAACUCUGCCCACCAGCUAGACCAGCUUCGGGAGACCAUGCACAACAUGCAGCUGGAGGUGGACCUGCUGAAAGCAGAGAAUGACCGGCUGAAGGUUGCUCCUGGCCCCUCCUCAGGCUCCACUCCGGGGCAGGUCCCUGGAUCGUCCGCUCUGUCGUCCCCUCGCCGUUCCCUGGGCCUUGCACUCAGCCAUCCCUUCAGUCCCAGUCUGGCAGAUACAGACCUAUCACCCAUGGAUGGCAUCAGCACCUGUGGUCCAAAGGAAGAAGUGACCCUUCGGGUGGUGGUACGGAUGCCACCCCAGCACAUCAUCAAAGGGGACUUAAAGCAGCAGGAGUUCCUCUUGGGAUGUAGCAAGGUCAGUGGCAAGGUGGACUGGAAGAUGCUGGAUGAAGCUGUUUUCCAAGUGUUCAAGGACUACAUUUCUAAAAUGGACCCAGCCUCCACCCUGGGGCUAAGCACUGAGUCUAUCCAUGGCUAUAGCCUCAGCCAUGUGAAGCGAGUGUUGGAUGCCGAGCCUCCUGAGAUGCCGCCGUGCCGCCGGGGUGUGAAUAACAUAUCCGUCUCCCUCAAAGGGCUGAAGGAGAAGUGUGUCGACAGCCUGGUGUUCGAGACGCUCAUCCCCAAGCCCAUGAUGCAGCACUACAUAAGCCUCCUGCUGAAGCACCGGCGCCUCGUGCUCUCGGGCCCCAGUGGCACGGGCAAGACCUACCUGACCAACCGGCUGGCUGAGUAUCUGGUGGAGCGCUCGGGCCGGGAGGUCACUGAUGGCAUCGUCAGCACUUUCAACAUGCACCAGCAAUCUUGCAAGGAUCUGCAACUGUACCUCUCCAACCUGGCCAACCAGAUAGACCGGGAAACGGGAAUUGGGGAUGUGCCCUUGGUGAUCCUGUUGGAUGACCUGAGUGAAGCAGGCUCCAUCAGUGAGCUGGUGAAUGGGGCCCUUACCUGCAAGUACCACAAAUGUCCCUAUAUCAUAGGCACCACCAAUCAGCCUGUAAAAAUGACACCCAACCACGGCUUGCACUUGAGUUUCAGGAUGCUGACCUUCUCUAACAAUGUGGAGCCGGCCAAUGGCUUUCUGGUCCGGUACCUGCGGAGGAAGUUGGUCGAGUCGGACAGUGACAUCAAUGCUAACAAGGAAGAGCUGCUCCGGGUGCUGGACUGGGUGCCCAAGCUGUGGUAUCACCUCCACACCUUCCUUGAGAAGCACAGCACCUCGGACUUCCUCAUCGGCCCUUGCUUCUUUCUGUCCUGUCCCAUUGGCGUCGAGGACUUCCGGACCUGGUUCAUUGACCUGUGGAACAAUUCCAUCAUUCCCUAUCUACAGGAAGGAGCCAAGGAUGGCAUCAAGGUUCAUGGACAGAAAGCUGCUUGGGAAGAUCCAGUGGAGUGGGUCCGGGACACUCUUCCCUGGCCAUCAGCCCAGCAGGACCAAUCAAAGCUCUACCACUUGCCCCCACCCUCUGUGGGUCCUCACAGCAUUGCCUCGCCUCCAGAGGACAGGACAGUCAAAGACAGCACCCCAAGCUCCCUGGACUCAGACCCUCUGAUGGCCAUGCUGCUGAAGCUUCAAGAAGCUGCCAACUAUAUUGAGUCACCAGAUCGAGAGACUAUCCUGGACCCCAACCUCCAGGCAACACUCUGAGGGUCCAGCAGUCACUGUCACCCUGGACAGUGGAAGGCUGGCUUCGGCUUCAUUAGCUCUCCUCUCCCCUCUUCUUUCAGAGCUCUGGCUUACCAGCCUCACCAGGACAGGAGGGAAGAAGAGGGCUGGAGGAGGGAUGGGUUCUUGGUGCUGAACCUUUGAAAACUUCCUGGUAGGGACUGGAGGGGUGGAGAUUGGGAACUCGUACCCCCUAAAUACAUUUGCUGGCCUCCUCUCGUGACUUUGGAGAAAAGAUGAUUCUGGGUCUUUUCUUCAAUUUUUGUUUCACCUACAAAACUCCUGGGCUUCUGUGGGGAGGGAUUCGGAGGACAUCACAAAAAAACUGUGCAGCAGUUCCUAGCCGGUUCUCGUGAACACCUCUGAGACAGUCACCAUCUGGGGAAAUCUAAGGGAGGCAGGAAACUCCACAGAUUUUCUUGCAAACCUUUCCCAAUUCUAUCACCACUGCCAACAAUCUUCCCCCAGAGAUCUGGCCAGAGCCCAGAAAAAAAAAGCAUGUUGUUAAACAGAAAAAAAAAAAAAAGAAAAUAAGAAAAAAAAAAUGUGUGAGUCAACCUGUAAGCGGUCAAAAGGCAACAGAAAAGAUGACACUGGAAAGAGGGGACCCAGUUGCCAAGAAGGAAAGAGAGCUGCCAGAUCUCACCCUCUGGAUGACAAUAGGGGACACUGACAAGAUGGCUUCCAAUCUAAGAUGCCACCCAACCACAAAAGGAACAUCACAGCCUUCAGAGAGACUGAGCUACCUUUCUGCCCUCGAAUUGAACAUGCAUGAAAGUCAAUAAACCCUACUUUUUUAAUUUUUAAUUUUUAAAUUCCAUUUCUUUCUUUUUUUUUUUUUCCUUCCGUUUGCCUAUUUAUUGCCCCCUUCCCCAGUUUUCUCACAUGUCAAUGAGAUACUUGAGUUUCCUUCCAGGAGAUAGUUUUGCUUUCCAAGUGGGUUUUCUUUGGAGAAUUGAAUUCCAGGCUGCUGGUAUAAGUUAGACACCUGCCAUGCCGCUAUCUCUGGCAUCCUUGGGGCUUACAGGCAACAAGAAACAUUGGCUCAGAACGGCAGGAGAAAAAGUAGCCCGUUUCUUUGACUUCCCUUCCGAGAAAGCAGGCGUUCGAGCUGGAAGCUCACCUGCCAUCCUCUGGCUUGACAUCGCGGACUGGAGGAAAACCAAAACACUGGAAACACCCACCUGUCUUAGGGCCUGUCUGGCCCCUCACUGCACUAUUAAGAUGGUAGCCACUUUGCCUGACUGAAUCAAAAUUCCCUAGCUAGUCCUCAGCUAGUUCUUGACAGGUGAAUAGUCACUUAUAAGAAACUGAGCAACCAUGUGAACUGCUUCAGAUCAGAAUAGAAGGCUCAAGGAGUUGGACUCAGUGGCCAAUAUUUGCCUUCCAAAGAGAUCCACCUCUUUCUUGCAGAAGUUGCACUCUUUGUAUUUCUACAGCCCACGUUCCUUCAUUUGACAAGCACGUAUGAGUACUUAACUGUAUACCAGUCACUAUGCUUAAAAAAAGACAAGACUUGGUCCUUAAGUUCAUAGUCUAGAGGGGAAUGUUAAGUACAACCUCCCCUUAUCUGGACCUUGAAAAUCAUCUGAGAAACAGAGGUGAACCCCAAGGAGUUACUUAAAAGAAGCCCUUAAUUAGAUGUCCAGUUUGUUGUGGGCAGAAGAUCGGGAAUCAGUUAAGAUGGAGCCUGAAGAACUAUGGAAGCUUGCUUGUCUAGAGUGGGAAAUCUACAUCUAUCGUUUCUGGAAACCGGAUGGAACCAGAUUCCAGGCUGAGCUGCCUUAUGGGCUAAUAUGUCAGCACUCUGCAGUUCAGGGAUAUAUAUACGAUGAGCCUGGACCUAAGAGUUUGCUCUUCAGAGUCCUAAGUAGCACAAGACUUACCAGAAUCUAUACCAAGAUUCUACAGGCAAACUAAAAUGGGCCAUUGUUCCACCCAACCGAGAAGUCACAUGACUCUCAACAGUAUAUUUCCAUUUAGGUCCUCAAGAUGGUCUAGCUUGUCCCCUUUCCCCUCCCUCCCCCGCAAAAGCUUCUAUAUUCACCUGGUAGCCCCAGGGAUGACAGGGUCCUCUAUUCUGGAGACUAUUAUUGCCAUUGCUGCUAAUUCCAUGAGCUGUGAAGACCCCCAACCAACUCAGCUGCAAAAUAUGCAAUUCUGUAGUGGGAAGAGGCUGCCUGUCCAAGGAUGGUGCUGCAAUCACUGCCUUAAGGUCUCUGCUGUGCAGAAGGAGAAGGCCCCAGAGCUGGGUGUUCCAACUUAGAAGGAAGGGGAGACUGGAUAGGCCUACUUUGGACAUAGGUCUCUUCUGAACCCUAUCCAGAGCUCCAGUGCCAUGGCAAGGCUCAGACUUUGGCUGACAUCCUAAUGCUCGAGCCCUUCACUCUGUCUUCUGGUGCUGCCCAGCCAGUGCCUUCUGAAAUGGAUGUUACUGGCUACUUAAGAAGAAGAAAAAUCGGCGAUGCCUUCUUCCAUUCCAACUGCCUCAGACUGCAGAGGGAUUGUCUCUGUGGUAACCAUGGAUACCAUCGUGAAUUUUCUUCGGGUCUGCAGCAAGUUGACUCUGGAGGCCUCUCCUACUAUAACUUUCUUUCUAUUUCUGGGAUCCACCACCACCACCACCACCUUCUCUCAGUUGACUGCUGCAUUUAGUUCAGGCCUCAAAUAGCCGUCCCCCAGGAAGACUGUUCCCAUCCAGUGAAGUGCUCUUGAAGCCUCUGCUUUCCUUCUGGAGCCCGGGACCCUGUUUACAGUUGCACAUCUGGGCCCCUCACAGUCAGCUCAACCAUCUCAAAAAGGGAUCACGGUUCUGUGGCAAUUGCGGAAGGCUGAGCCUCCUCACGGUGCUAAUAACCCCUUAGGAUGCUCAUCCAGACUUCUAAGAAGCAAAAAGCCUGAGCACCCCCUCACUGCCCAAGAAUUCAUGGCAAAGAGCAAGUCCACAGCAUUCUUUCCAACCUACACACUUGCUUCUUGGUUGAGACUACUGGGACUCCUCAGAAAGGAAAAACUGGGUCCCACAGCUAAAUUCUCAAUCUCCAGGCACCUUCAGAAGACUCCAACCUAUCCAGUUCUGGAAUCUGUGCUAUUCCCUUCCCCUCUCAGUCCCAAUCCCAUCCCUCACCAAAGUUGGCUAGUGAAGAACAUCAACCUUUGGAGAGCCUCAGCUCUAGGAGAGGCUAAAUAGAAUCCCUCAGAUUCUGGGAUGAAGACCAAUAAGUUGUAUUCGAUGUGUUCGUUUCUCAGUCCCUGCCUAGGCACUAGAAUAAAACACUAGGUAUUGGAGGCUGCUAUGGGACCUGAUGUCUGUGUAUCUCUCUGUUCUAUCUUGGGCUUUGUGGAACAUUAUUAUUUUUGAUAUCUGCUUUCUGGUAACUCUUUGGUGCUUAUUUCUGUCUCUGUAAAUCCUUACUCCAAUGUCUUUUGUGUAGUCUAAUCACUUGGAAGGUAGAGGCUGGCAGGAAAGGAGAAUGAGGUAGAAAAAAAAAAAAAAAAAACAACCAUAGAGAGACCCUACAAGAAAGCCUUUAUCGGUUGGUAAAUGUUUGGGUCUUGAAUUACCAUUCUUCUAACUAGUCUGUCCAUACUGACAGGCAUAAGACAAAAUAAUGAUUUUCUUUCUCCCCCUUUUCUGGCUUUUCUAGUUUGCAAGAGUUUAAGUGGACUUAACCUACCCAUCUCCUUACUUGUAGCUCUCAAAGAUGAGCCACAUUAUUCAAAGGGAUACCGCCCCCUUCGCGUACUCUGAAGAUGAACUCUGUUUCCUGUCGUAUUCCAGAAAAGUAGGGAAAGAAGUGGUAGGUUUUCACAACGCCUCCUAUCAUCACCCCAGAUGGAACCCAUUCACAGCACCCAGCAUGUGCACGGAUCACACUUGCCUGAUCAAAUGAGAUUCAGUCUUAUAAACUAGGAUCCAAAAGACAUUAAUGACUUUUUUUAAUGAUAAAAGGGUUUGGGAAGUUGUGCUAAUCACAAAUCUAAUACAGGGUUCCAGUGCUGAAGUAACUCAGAUUGUCAACUACAGCUCCUUAUCAUACUUUACCCUUUCUUUCCAUAGUCCUGGGCAUUAGCUAAAUUGAAGCUAGUGAAUGGACUCCAUGAGCCAACCCCCAUGGUAAGAAGAAAAAUGUCAGUUACAGCAGGUAAUAGAGAUGGAUAAGAUGGAUAUACCAACAGUUAUUGGUACACUUUUUUUUCUUCCAGUAUUGGGUAUCGAACCUAAGGUUUCUCAUAUCCUCAGCAAGUACUCCAUCACUGACCUAUAGCUCCAGCCCUCAUUAUUUUUUUAAAGACAGUUUCACUAAGUUGCCCAUAAUCCGGGCAAGCUUUGAAUUUGAUCAUACACACACACACACACACACACACACACACACACACACACACACACACACAUUAGCCUCUCAAGUAACUGGGAUUUCAGCCUGCAUCACUAAGCCCAGCUAUAAUACACUCUGUAGGAACCAUGCAUGAGAAUACCCAACAAGGAGGCUGUAAAUAAUAAAAAUGUGUUCCAAAUGGCCAAAGCCUGAAGACACUGCUCUUCAUAACUGAAUCAGCCUUACCUAGUCACCAACCCUCAGUUAACCUGCUCAGGGAUAAGAGGGCCACCUGGUAUACACCCGAGCUCUGGAAGCACAUGCUGUUAUAGAGAAGAUACAAUAAACUGGACACCGCAGAGUCUGGAAGGAAAGAAAGCAGGUGAAUUUUGGAAACCACAGGAAAAAAAAAGACAGUUAAGAACUACACUUAUUUAUACCAGUUCAUUCCAGUCUGAUGUUUUGGCUAUUUUCCUUAAUGAUUAUGUCCCAGGGAACAUUCUCUGACAUAUGAUAUGAAUCCCUGGAUCCUUGAUUCAACCUUUCGUUCCUUAAAGCGGUAUCACUCGGAGGAUGCCUACAGACCAGGAACAGCAGCAUGUGGGAAUGUGUUUAGGAAUAAAAUUCCCAGGCUCUCACCCAGACUUACCAAGUCGGCUCUGCAGUGGCAGUGCCCAGCCAUGUUUUAACAGUUCCUCUGGUGGAGCCAAUGCACGAGAGCCCUCACUCUGAGGUGGCUGAUGUUUAAAGACCCCAAAUAAAAAGCGUCUACAGUCUAA
Messenger RNA from Peromyscus maniculatus bairdii (prairie deer mouse), 11877 nucleotides. NCBI's taxonomy places the organism in Eukaryota, Metazoa, Chordata, Mammalia, Rodentia, Cricetidae. The record is from RefSeq and is a predicted model, not a curated record.